This is a messenger RNA of Anolis sagrei ordinatus, 2458 nucleotides long. Its product is annotated as zinc finger protein ZFP2-like. Gene Ontology annotation, molecular function: DNA-binding transcription factor activity, RNA polymerase II-specific; RNA polymerase II cis-regulatory region sequence-specific DNA binding. Gene Ontology annotation, cellular component: nucleus. NCBI's taxonomy places the organism in Eukaryota, Metazoa, Chordata, Lepidosauria, Squamata, Anolidae. Gene Ontology annotation, biological process: regulation of transcription by RNA polymerase II. The record is from RefSeq and is a predicted model, not a curated record.
UAGGAAAGGAGGGAAGAAAGAGGCGUCUCCAGCUGGCUAUGAGUUCCUGACCAUUGCAGUGGGUUGGCAAGGCAGAAAUCCCCCCUUCUGUUCUUUUUUUAAUGAAUGCAAAUACUAAUAGCCUAAGAAUUGCAAAAUGUGGUCUGAGACCUUGUGAUGUGCAGCUGGUUCUUUGCAUUCCUCAGAAGUCUCCAUUCAGGGCACAAUGGCUGGCGAACAGAGAGUGCCACCCACGCAGACUUUCCAUUUCCCAUUUGAGGCACAACCAUGUCAAGUAAAACAGGAAUCGAAUGAGGGUUCACCCCACUUCUGGGGCUCCCCACAGAAGUGGGGCGAAACUAGGCUUGGCUAUCCACAGGCUUUGUGGGACGAUGGAACCAAUGCUCCCUUCGAAGGCCAGUGGCCCAAAAGGGAGCCAAGUGUAGACCCGCCACUGAGAUGCAUUGGUCCCGAUGUCGGUGGAGCCACUCCGCAGCCUUCCAACAGCGUAGGUCUUUGUGAGCAUUACGAGGAAAUCCCUCACGAUGCGGCCCUGGAAAGAGAGAACCGACGGCAACGUUUCCGGGUCUUCCACUACGGAGAUGUCGGCGAGCCCAGGGAAGCGUGUCAACGUCUUUGGGAACUUUGCCGGCAAUGGCUGCAGCCGGAGAGGAGCUCCAAGGAGAAGAUCCUAGAGCUGGUGGUCCUGGAGCAAUUCCUGGCCAUCCUUCCAGCAGAGAUACAGAGCUGGGCGAGGGAAAACAGGCCGCAGACUUGUUCCCAAGCGGUGGCCCUGGCUGAGGCUUUCGUGUUGAGGCAACAAGAGACCAUAGAGAAGCAGGUCCUGAUCCAUCAAGCACCAGUACAUCUCCCCAAACCUGAACAGGAGUCUUUGAACAUUGAGCCGAAGGAGCUUUACCGAGAGCCGAAAGAGGAGGACACCGAAAAUGCUGCCAUUGUGGGUGCAGAAUGGACUCCGGUUGGUGACGAAGCCGAAGAGAAGCUGGACCCAGAAGGGAAGUCGGAACUGGAAAUCCCAGAACAAGUCGGACUGCAGCAGCCGUCUACUAAAAGACUUUCUUGGUGCUUGGAAGAUGGAGAAUUUUCUGCCAACCAUGCUGAAACAGAAACACCAAGACAACCUGACAAUGGAGAGAAAACCUCUGUGUCUUCCUUGGGAAGUGAUGGGGACUUCGGUGAAAUGGAAGACAAAGUUCCUAAGAGCGAGGCACAAAAUCCAUGGGCUGGAGAUGAGGAGACCUAUCAUCAGACCACUGGCUCUAUUUCCGACGAGGGAAUCCAAGACGGAGAAGAGCUGCACAGAUGUUUGGUUUGUGCCGAAACCUUCUCUUCUGAACCCAACCUCAUUGAGCACGAAAGAAUGCAUGUCGGAGAGAAGCUCUAUUCUUGCCUGCAUUGCGGGAAAGGUUUCCGCACAGGGUCCGACUUCAUCCAGCACUUAAGAACCCACACCGGGGUGAAAAUCUUCAAAUGCUCAGAAUGUGGGAAGUGCUUCCGCCACACCUUGGCGUUCACCAGCCACUUGAGGAACCACAUGGGGGAGAAACCAUUCCAGUGCUUAGGAUGCGGGAAAAGCUUUGGGACCCGUUCUGAGCUCAUUCGGCACGAGAGGUCCCAUACCGGUGAGAAGCCUUACCGGUGCGCCAAUUGUGGGAGAAGCUUCUGCCAGAGUUCGCAGCUUAUCACUCACCGGAGGAUCCACACAGGAGAGAAACCUUUUAAAUGCCUUGAGUGCGGGAAGGUCUUUAGCCAGAGCUCACACCUUCACGGACACCAGAGAAUCCACACCAUUGAGAAGCCGUACAAGUGUGCAGAUUGUGGGAAAACGUUCAGCGGGAGGUCCCACCUCAAUCGGCACCAGAGAAUCCACACAGGGGAGAAGCUAUUUAAGUGUUUGGUGUGUGGGAAGAGCUUCUGUAUGAACUCCGACCUCGUUGCACAUGAGAGGAUACAUUCUGGGCACAAACCGUACAAAUGCCCGGAGUGUGGAAAGGGCUUUAGUCAGAAGCAGCACUUGACCAGCCACCAACGGACCCACACGGGGGAAAAACCAUAUGUUUGUUCGCACUGUGGGAAAGGCUUCAGCGUGAGCUCCAAUCUCAACACGCACGAGCGCACCCACACUGGCGUGAGGCCCUUCCGAUGCUCCGACUGCGGGAAAAGCUUCAGCCAGAAAUCCCACCUCGUUGGCCACCAGAGAAUCCACACUGGGGAGAAGCCUUACUUGUGCAUCAAUUGUGGCAAAAGCUUUGGCUCAAGCUCAAACCUUAUGGCACACAUGAGAAUCCACAGUGGAGAGAAAGCCUAGGUCAGUUCCCAAUCUGGCUUACAACAGUUGGACGAAGAACUUUAAUCCUCCCUCUCAACUAUCUCCUUAUGUAUUUAUUUGCUAACGUUCCCAUUUAGAUGCUAGAGCAUUUGGAAAUACGAGGGUUAUCCAGAAAGUAGGGUUAGACUA